Molecule: messenger RNA, 813 nt
Organism: Magnusiomyces paraingens
Lineage: Eukaryota; Fungi; Ascomycota; Dipodascomycetes; Dipodascales; Dipodascaceae
Exons: 1
Coding region: 1-813 (270 amino acids)
Source: RefSeq, a predicted model, not a curated record
AUGUAUCAUGCCAUUAAAGAAUGGGGUGGAACUCCUUUUGGCUUUAUUGAUGAUGUGACUAUUACCGUUGAAGGUAAAAUUGAAGAAAAUACCAAAAGCUUAAGCAACAUAUUAGAAAAAUGUUGUAAUUGGGCUAAAUCAAGAAUGACCAAAAUUGAUUUGGGUGACAAAUUGGGUUUUAUUCAUUUUACAAAAAAUGUGAAACCUAAAGAUGAGAAAGUGCAACUUACUUUACCUAAUGGAGAACUUCGUGAACCCCAGAAGGAAGUUAAAUUGCUUGGAAUUACUUUGAACAAUCUGCUUGAUUUUAAAUCUCAUAUUUUGAAUAAAAUCAAUAAAGCAAGAAAAGCUGUUGGUGCUAUUUGGCAUCUUGGUGGCGUGCAAAAAGGUAUGCGAGGGUCUGCAGUCAGAUCACUGUAUAUUGCUUGCGUGAGACCAAUUGUCGAAUAUGGCUUAGAAAUUUGGCAUCACAAAAUUUUGAAAGGAGAAAUCCACAAGUUGGAAGUAAUGCAGAAUAUGGCUUUAAGAAGAAUUGUUGGUGCUUAUCGCACAACUCCUAUUGCGGUACUACAAAAGGAAGCUGGUAUUAUGCCAUAUAGUAUUAGGCUAAAAUUUAUGGUGGCACGAAAAGCUAUUCGUUUACACCUAAAUAUUAGCAAAACUAAUCCUAUUAAUGGUCAUUUGUUAACAUUGAUUGAGAAAUCUCCAAUUGCAAAGCUAACCACGCUUUACAUGUUGGCGAAAGAUGAUAGAGACUAUAUGAUUAAAAUAGAUGAAAACGAAAAUGCAAGAGGGUUGAACCUCUUACACUGA